Messenger RNA from Trypanosoma grayi, 1365 nucleotides. RefSeq lists its product as hypothetical. Gene Ontology annotation, biological process: SCF-dependent proteasomal ubiquitin-dependent protein catabolic process. The transcript has a single exon. Lineage: Eukaryota; Euglenozoa; Kinetoplastea; Trypanosomatida; Trypanosomatidae. Gene Ontology annotation, cellular component: SCF ubiquitin ligase complex. The record is from RefSeq and is a predicted model, not a curated record. The coding region runs from base 1 to 1365 and encodes 454 amino acids.
AUGGCAGAGCGGGGCGUGGGCGGUGUGGCGCAGCACACCACGGCCCCGCUGCUGCUGCUGCUGCUUCUGGAGAGAGCGGUGCAGUACUUCCCAUCGCGGCCUCCUCUCGCGUUGCUCGCCACCUCCCCCCUGGUGCGUGCUGUGUGCGACGCUGCCAGCUUCCACGCGCCGUCGCGGCGGGCGCCGCUGUGCGUGCUCUUCACCUGCAUCCGAGAGAGGGUGCGACUGCAGAAGGCGGUGUGGUGGCUGCAGCGCUACAACAGGCUCUCUCUGACGCCGUGCAUGUGUCCGCGUAGGAGCAAGGCGACCGGGGUGUGCGUUCUCUGUGGAGAACAGCACGUGGAGGCCAUGCGGAUGCGCUGGCACAUACUGCCGCAUGUGGAGGAGGCUGCGGUGCGUAACAGUGGCGGUGAUGCCGCGGAUACCUUCGUCGGCAAGCUGCGCAAGGUGACGAUGCGCUUCCGCAGGUGCCUCCCCCCGCUGCUGCUGACGGUGCGCUUGGAUGGGUGCAGUGCAGUGCACAUAAGCGACGUGUCUGCUGCGUUUUCCAUCCUCACCAGCGAGCUGCUCUUGUUGACAGGCUGCCACGCGGUUAGCAUAUUUCGUUACCUUACCAGUCUCCGCCUUCUGCGGGAGGUUGACCUCUCUGCCACGCCGAAGGUGCUGUGGAACGAGAUGCACAUGCUGCAGGAGCUCAGGCACCUCGAGUCCCUCUGCCUGCUGCACUACGUGCCAGUAGCGGAGGUGGCGGAUGCAUUGCAUCAUCGCCGCGGGGUCGCGCACAUCUCUGCAGAGGCAAGGCUCGCCAACGAGGAAAGCUGGGCGUUUUGCGACUCACUGCCGCCGCGGCUCCGCACGAUUUCAUUCGAGCGCAGUAGCAUCACUGACUACGCCGUGAAAUGCGUUGCGCGGCGGUGCCCCGACCUCCGCUGCCUCUCGCUGUCCUACUGCAGCUUUGUGUCGGACGUCAACGUGCUCGCCUCGCUGCACUCGCUGGAGACGCUGAAUCUCGCGCAGAGCGGCGUCGGAGACGGCGGCGUCACCGGCCUCUUGCGCUGCUGCUCGCUGCGGUGGCUGUCGCUGUCGCACUGCGCCCCGAUCGUGCAGGUAGAGUGGCUGGGGGGCCUGGAGCAACUCCGCGAGGUGGCACUGAGCGCGACGGACGUGGAGAACGGCGUCAUUGCUGCGCUGGCGAACUGCGCCGCGCUGGAGGUGGUGCGCCUCGACCGCUGCAGGAGGAUCAGUCACACGGCGGUAUUCAUGCGCUUUCCGGCGUUGAAGAAGCUGAUUGUGUGGGGCUGCGUCAGGCUCGACGUCCGUCGGCUGUGCAGCAUGCUGGGGGAUCGCGUGUACUUCUCACGGUAG